Musa acuminata subsp. malaccensis (wild Malaysian banana) is the source of this 2134-nucleotide messenger RNA. Its product is annotated as protein kinase PINOID-like. Gene Ontology annotation, biological process: protein phosphorylation. Gene Ontology annotation, cellular component: nucleus; plasma membrane; cytoplasm. The record is from RefSeq and is a predicted model, not a curated record. Gene Ontology annotation, molecular function: ATP binding; protein serine/threonine kinase activity. NCBI's taxonomy places the organism in Eukaryota, Viridiplantae, Streptophyta, Magnoliopsida, Zingiberales, Musaceae.
CUAUUUACCAUUAUGCCACUCCUACUCUUCGAGCAGCCGUGUUGCGUUACGCCGCUGGUAUAAGUAGUUUCGAUGUCCGUCUCCCUACUCUCCGAGCAAGGGAAACUGGCGAGACGUCGCACGGGACUCGCGAGGUGCUGCUCUAAUGGCGGAUUCGCGUUGCGAGUCGUGAUUCUUUGCUUCGUUGAAGUUCCCUUCUUGGCGAACAACCGCUGCUCGUUUUCGCUUUUCGUGCGAGCCUGGGGUGGGAGGCGAGCGAGGAAUCAGAAGCUUGGAUUUGUGGAGUGAGUGAGACCGAACGACUCCGAGCUCCUUUGAUUCCCUCGUGGGUUUCUUGUUCCAGGCAAGUUUCGAUCCCCGAGUGCGAGAGAGAACAGAACCUCUGUUUCUCUUUGCUGCUCGUCGGAUUUCGCUGUCUGCUUGGGUAAUCGCCUUGGAAUCGCUUUGCUUGUCGCCUCCGGAGAAAGAUCCAAAGCGAGCUUCCUCUUUUCCCGGUCUUUGCGGUGCUCCCCUGUGCCAGUGUGGGAAAAGUUCGGAUUUUUCCUGUCAUUUUUGCUUCUUCUUUGAUGCUGUUCACUGUUUAAGGAGUUGGAUUCGAGGCGUUGGAGCUUGCGGGUGAGGUUUGGUGCGAACAUGUCGGAUUUGCAGAUGGAUUCCGACGGCGAGUCGGGCCAGGUUGUGCUGAACUCGAGCCAGAGCUCAAUGAGCAGCAGCGGUGGCAGCUGCGAGGACCGUCGCAGUAGCUUCUGCCGCUUUUCCUUCGAUGAUGCUGCGCCGGCGGUGGGCGUCGAGCUCCCCUCCGCUCCCUCGCGGCUGUCUUCGAAGCCCCACCGCUCGUCCGACGCCGCCUGGGCGGCCAUUUGGUCGCGCGCCGUCGACGCCAACCUCGGGCCCCGGGAUUUCAAGCUCGUCCGCCGCAUCGGGAGCGGAGACAUUGGGACCGUCUACCUCUGCCGCCUCCGCGACGAGGCCUCUCCGUGCGCGUACGCGAUGAAGGUGGUGGACAAGCUGGCGCUGAAGAAGAAGAAGAAGCUGGAGAGGGCGGCGACGGAGAAGAGGAUCCUGCGGGUCCUUGACCACCCCUUCCUCCCCACCCUCUACGCCGACUUCGACGCGUCUCCGCAUUUCUCCUGCGUGGUGAUGGAGUACUGCAGCGGCGGUGACCUCCAUACCCUCCGCCACCGCCAGCCCCGCCUUCGCUUCUCCGUCGCCGCCACCAGGUUCUACGCGGCGGAGGUGCUGCUCGCGCUCGAGUACCUCCACAUGCUCGGCAUCGUCUACCGCGACCUCAAGCCCGAGAACAUCCUCAUUCGCGCCGAUGGCCACAUCAUGCUCUCAGACUUCGACCUCUCCCUGGAGUCGACCGCCUCCCCUACAAUCGAACCCCUCGUCGCCGCCGCCUCCAGUGAGGCGGCGGCCGUCGGCUGCGACGACCACUUCCGCGCCGAUCCCUCCUGCCUCCCCUUUCGCGGCCGGCGGGCGCCCCGCCGCGCAUCGAAGGCGGACCGGCGGUUCGUGGCCGAGCCGGUGGGCGCCCGGUCUCGCUCCUUCGUGGGGACACACGAGUACGUCGCCCCAGAGGUCGCCGCCGGCCGGCCCCACGGCAGCGCCGUCGACUGGUGGGCCUACGGGAUCCUCAUCUACGAGCUACUCUACGGCCGCACCCCCUUCGCGGGGCCCACCAACGAGUCCACCCUCCGCAACAUCGUGAGGCAGCCACUGGCCUUCCCCAGGCCCCCCUCCGACCCCUCCUCCUCCUCCUCCUCCUCCUCGGCCGCGAGGGACCUGAUCGCCGGCCUUCUCGCCAAGGACCCGGCCACCCGCCUCGGCUCCCGGCGCGGCGCCGCCGACGUCAAGGCGCACCCUUUCUUCAAGGGCCUCAACCUGGCUCUCAUGCGCUCCCGCCGCCCCCCGGUCGUCCCCUCUUCGGCCCGGUCCAGCUCGUCCAACGAGCCCAAUAAACCUGCCCGGCUCGAUUACUUCUAGCCGAACCCCCCUGCUUUAAAAAUCGUGCUGGCCUCCUUGAGAUCACGUAUGACUUGCUUGUCUCUGCAAUCGCCGCUGUUCGCUAUCGUGUAUGUAUAUGUUCUCAGGCUACCAUUGCUAUGUUGUGAGUUGGACUCCAUUAGCAGCA